This is a messenger RNA of Fusarium poae, 309 nucleotides long. RefSeq lists its product as uncharacterized. The record is from RefSeq and is a predicted model, not a curated record. The transcript has a single exon. Bases 1 to 309 code for a protein of 102 amino acids. Lineage: Eukaryota; Fungi; Ascomycota; Sordariomycetes; Hypocreales; Nectriaceae.
AUGGUCAAAGUCAAGUCAAUGGAGCAACGGACAAGCCAGCAACGGGCACCAGAGAAACGGGCGAGACACGACGAGGGUGAAAACAAGGACUGUCUGGUCUUUGGUGAUUUUACUAAUAGCGAAUUUGACGGUCAAGACGGCAACAUGAAGCAAGAUUGGCGAGUUGAGAGGUCCACGAAUUCAUUCUGGCUCAGCAACGAGACCGUUGCGCUGCUCUACUUUGCUCUGCGUUGCGUUGUCACUUGGGCGAAGCAGUUUGAGUGCGACAACGGGAGGAAUGCACGGCGCUAUGAGGGAGCAUUCCAUUGA